AUGAUGCUGUUGGUCUUCUCCUGGUUCAUACUACUUUUCUUCAAUUCAUAUGCUAGGGCAAAGCUUGACGACUGCCCUAAACAGAAUAUUAGCCGCAGAGAUUGUACUACAGAGCGGACAGAGGCCAUGCUGUGUGGUCACCACCCUGUGCUAGUGAGUUAUGCGUAUAAAGGCAGUCUGACCCUUCGAUGUUUUAGCUGUCCUGAGGACGGUACGAGUAAUUUUACUUGGAUGAAAGUUGAAAGAAAUGACAGACCCAUCUUCACUAUGGUCUAUGGAAUCAACUCCUCCCUGCAUGUCGAUCUACUGUCCCCCAAGGGGAAAGAAUACACCGCUGAGAAUUCGGAUCCCAAGCCCUGCUUAAACCCAGAGGAUAAAAGCCUGCGUAUCAAAGAAUUUAAUUCAAAAAACUACCUCGGCACCUAUUACUGUAAAGGUGGUGAUUCAUAUCAGUUUGAACUCAGGAUCUGGUAUCAUCUGGACGUGAUCAUGCCUCUGGACGAGGUGGAGUUCUCGCAAAAGAUCAGUAGUCUACCGGAGGAAUUAAUGAAACCCCAACGCAUAGACUCUGCCAGUCAGAUUGAGCAAAUAAUGGAGAAGUUAGGUGCUGUGCUAAUGGACUCUGGCGCCUUUGGCAAUGUGCAGAACGAGGUGAUGUCCAUCACAUCAAGACUGACACCGAUUCCGAAACCAAAUCAACCCUGUGGCUCCUUUAAUCUUACUCGCUAUCGCCGCUGUUUCCUGGUCAUCCCAGCCCGUAUGGAUCGAAACAGUCUGGAGCGACUGCCAGACGAUGUACGAAUAAAUUACGAGCUAGUCAGGCGCGCUUUCGGCUUCGUCCAUGACUGGCGGGACAUAGCGAACCCAGUGCAGAGGGAGACUGAACGGCAGAAUGCUGCAGCCAGGGCCGAAGAAUUGGGCUUUCAAAUGCAACUAAACGAAACCCACAUUUUUAUACCGUGUCACUACACUUAUCUGCGGCAUUUCAAGCUCACACCCGGUGUUCCAAAGCCCUAUGCCCUCAAGAAUCUCUACGCUAGUGUUGAAUUUGAGUUGCCAUGCCCUGAACUAGAUCCCCUGGAGAUCAUAAACAUGGCCCUAGCUGGAGACAUUCAAACUAUGAAGAGCGAAAUUCUUGGCUUUGAGGACAUUCGUUACAUGAAGACGGAGAAGGUCGUGGUGGAGAAUACCGCGCACUACGAGCUGCUGUGUGGCGGUGAGUUCGAGGAGACGACAUUCAAGUGCGUGUGCAUGCAGACGGCUGAAAUUAUGUGGAAAUAUGAAGCUAGUAAUCUGACCUUUAUGUUGCAGACCUUCAUAGGUGAACGGGUUUUCCUCACAGAAACCUGUGCCCUGCACUUUAGAAGCGUGCAGGUGAGUGAUGAGGGUGUCUACAACUGCUACAGGCGGGACCUUCGCCUAAAACACCAGUGGCAGAAUCGGGCAUUUAUUGCCUUUCGAUUGAAGGUAGAGAAGCUGAGAUAUAAAUUCCCCUCGAAGAUGGAUGUACUCGUUGGCCUCACCGUGAUUGGCUGUUGGGCGGGAAUACUAGUCGUUGUCUGGAGCAUUGUCACCCUGUGGAGUUUUGAGGCGCACAAGUAUGCGAUGAUGCAGGCAGCUGAGCGCAGGAGGAAGUUUGAUAAAAUCGCUCGAGAGAGGACUGCCUCUCUGCCAAACGGUCUUCAAUUGGCGGAAGAGGACGGUGGAUAG
Molecule: messenger RNA, 1710 nt
Organism: Dibothriocephalus latus
Lineage: Eukaryota; Metazoa; Platyhelminthes; Cestoda; Diphyllobothriidea; Diphyllobothriidae
Source: the annotation of a GenBank genome assembly